Molecule: messenger RNA, 903 nt
Organism: Rhopalosiphum padi (bird cherry-oat aphid)
Lineage: Eukaryota; Metazoa; Arthropoda; Insecta; Hemiptera; Aphididae
Product: probable ubiquitin-conjugating enzyme E2 W-A
Exons: 7
Coding region: 310-774 (154 amino acids)
Source: RefSeq, a predicted model, not a curated record
GGGAAAGGGAAAAGUACCUGUUCAUCGCGGUUUACAGCUGCCAUAGUUUACAGGACUACAGAUAUAUACAAUUACUAGGUAUAUAGCCCAUAAAAUGGCCUACUCCAUGAUUUCUUGAAAUAAAUAUUCAUAUUUUUACAAGUGGUGACGGCUUACGCUUGCAUUCAACGAGUUGAUAAGGUUAACAUCAAAACACAAUUUCAUCGACUUUACUUAAUUAUUAAAAGUAGUGAUUAUUUAUCUCACUGUGGAUUACGAAUAAUUAAAAAUAAAUAAAUAAACUAUUUUAUCGUCAGUGAUCGCUGUGAGAUGGCUGGUAUAGCACCAUAUAAAAGAAAACUUCAAAAAGAAAUGGCAUCAUUCAUUAAAGAUCCUCCUUUCGGAAUGGUUUUAGAUGUUACCAAAGCUGAAGAAAAUAUCAAUAUUUGGACUAUACUUAUGCAAGGUCUUGAAGAUACUUUAUAUGCUGAAGAACAGUUCCAAUUACAAUUCAAAUUUGGAUCCAACUAUCCUUUUGAACCGCCUGAAGUAACAUUUGUGGGUCAAAACAUCCCAGUUCAUCCACAUAUAUACAGUAAUGGGCAUAUUUGUUUAUCUAUUCUUGCUGAUGACUGGUCACCAGCAUUAUCUAUUCAUUCUAUUUGUGUUUCAAUUUUAUCUAUGCUAAGCAGCUGCAAAGAAAAGAAAAGACCUGAUAGUGAUCGUAGUUACUUACAAUUGAGCAUCGACAAUCCAAAAGAAGUAAAAUGGUUUUUUCAUGAUGAAGACAUUUGAAGUAUCUUACAUCCAUUAAUUUAUCUUUUCACUUUAUAUUCUCAUUUCUCCAAAUAAUGAUGACAUUUUUAUUACAAUUAAAUUCACUAAUUUUAUCAUAAUUAUUCAUUGUAUCCAAAUACUUUUUUA